CCCGGGUUCCCAGUUUCUCAGAGAGGAAAGUGACAGAAGCCGUGCGGAGGGAGACGCAGCGACCGCGGAGAGGCCGGCAGCCACCCAGUCUCGGGGGAGCGCUCUGCUCCCCCGCCCCCGGCUCCCACCCGGUCCGGGGGGCUCCUCCAGCCUCAGCCCCACCCCCGGGCUCCCCAUGGAAGCCAGCUGUGCCCCGGGAGGAGCCGGAGGAGGAGUCGGCUGAAUGCCCGCGGUGCGCCCGGGGCCCCCGCGCCAAGCCCGCCGCGCGCCGCUGCCCUGAGGCCUUGUGCCCCGACCCCGGCCUCGGCCCGCGGGAGCCCCGCGCUGGGCUCGGAGGGGUCCCCGGCGCCACUCGCGAUGGACGCCGUCCUGGAGCCCUUCCCGGCCGACAGGCUCUUCCCCGGCUCCAGCUUCCUGGAUUUGGGGGACCUGAACGAGUCGGAUUUCCUCAACAAUGCGCACUUCCCGGAGCAGCUGGACCAUUUCGUGGAGAACAUGGAUGACUUCUCCAACGACCUGUUCAGCAGCUUCUUCGAUGACCCAGCACUGGACGAGAAGAGCCCCCUGCUGGACAUGGAACUGGACCCCCCGGCACCAGGCAUUCAGGCCGAGCACAGCUACUCGCUGAGUGGAGACUCCGCGCCUCAGAGCCCACUGGUGCCCAUCAAGAUGGAGGACACCACGGAAGACGAGCACGGAGCGUGGGCGCUGGGACACAAACUCUGCUCCAUCAUGGUGAAGCAGGAGCAGAGCCUGGAGCUGCCCGUGGACCCGCUGGCCGCCUCCUCCGCCAUGGCUGCCGCGGCUGCCGCCACCAUGGCCACCACCCCGCUGCUGAGCCUCAGCCCCCUGUCCAGGCUGCCCAUCCCCCACCAGGCUCCAGGAGAGAUGACUCAGCUGCCAGUGAUCAAAGCAGAGCCCCAGGAGGUGAACCAGUUCCUCAAAGUGACACCAGAGGACCUGGUACAGAUGCCUCCGACGCCGCCCAGCAGCCACGGCAGCGACAGCGAUGGCUCCCAGAGUCCCCGCUCGCUGCCCCCCUCCAGCCCUGUCCGGCCCAUGGCCCGCUCCUCCAAUGCCAUCUCCACUUCCCCGCUCCUCACCGCCCCACACAAAUUACAGGGGACAUCCGGGCCACUGCUCCUGACCGAGGAGGAGAAGCGCACCCUGAUUGCCGAGGGUUACCCCAUCCCCACCAAACUGCCCCUCAGCAAGGCAGAGGAGAAGGCGCUGAAGCGGGUGCGAAGGAAAAUCAAGAACAAGAUCUCAGCCCAGGAGAGCCGCCGUAAGAAGAAGGAAUACGUGGAGUGCCUGGAAAAGAAGGUGGAGACAUUUACAUCGGAGAACAACGAGCUGUGGAAGAAGGUGGAGACCCUGGAGAACGCCAACAGGAACCUGCUCCAGCAGCUGCAGAAACUCCAGGGCCUGGUCACCAGCAAGAUCUCCAGACCAUACAAGAUGGCAGCCACUCAGACAGGGACCUGCCUCAUGGUGGCAGCCUUGUGCUUCGUGCUGGUGCUGGGCUCGCUCGUGCCCUGCCUUCCCGAGUUCUCCUCCAGCUCCCAGACUGUGACGGGAGAACCCGUGGCCACCGACAGCAUCUACACCGCCAGCCAGAUGCCCUCCCGGAGCCUGCUGUUCUACGAGGAGGGCGCCGGCUCGUGGGAGGACGGCCGCGGCGCGCUGCUGCCGGUGGAGCCCCCGGAAGGCUGGGACGUCCCGCCCGGCGGACCAGCGGAACCUCGGCCCCAGGACCCUUUGCAGCGCGACCACCUGGACGGCACCCACGAGACCACCAAGUACCUGGGCGAGGCCUGGCCCGAGGGCGUCGGGGGCAAUGGCUCGAGCCCCGACUUCUCCCACGCCGAGGACUGGUUCCAGGACAGGGACUUGGGCCCCAACACCACCCUGCAGCUCUCCUAGGCGCCCGAGACCAGGACACAGGACGCACCCCUGGCGCCCACAGAGGACUUCUCACGCUCACCGGCCGGACCCCGCCGCGCCCUGUCCCCCAGGAGAGGGUCCCCCUGCCCCGCCCCUGACAUCCACACUCUCCCCACAGGCCAGCCACUCCCUGCCCUCCACAGCCAUCCGUCCUCAGCAAAACCACUCACUGGCCACUGUCCCUCGCUCAGAACGACCACAGGACCACUGCCCCUCACUCCCGCCCCCCCUGUACAGACCAAGAGCGGAAAUUGUUUGUAAAUAAUGAACCUUAUUUUUUAUUAUUGCCAAGCCCCUAAGAUAUUGUAUUUUACAAAUCUCCCUCCGACCUGCCCCUCACUUGUUUUAUAUUUUAUGAAGUUAGUGCGGGCUUCGCAGCUGAUCCUGGGCCGGGGCAGAGGGACACACCCACCUCCUUGCCUGGCCUCCCCGUGUUGCUGCCCAAGCCAUUGGGCCUUUUAAUUGCCAGACCGCUUCCCCUACCAGCUCAGCUCUUGCUUUCAGAAGGCAAAAUUUAAAAAAAAAAAAAAAAGAUGCAGCAUCAA
This is a messenger RNA of Chinchilla lanigera (long-tailed chinchilla), 2489 nucleotides long. RefSeq names its product cAMP responsive element binding protein 3-like 1 (gene Creb3l1). NCBI's taxonomy places the organism in Eukaryota, Metazoa, Chordata, Mammalia, Rodentia, Chinchillidae. The coding region runs from base 358 to 1923 and encodes 521 amino acids. The transcript has 12 exons. Gene Ontology annotation, biological process: regulation of transcription by RNA polymerase II. The record is from RefSeq and is a predicted model, not a curated record. Gene Ontology annotation, molecular function: DNA-binding transcription factor activity, RNA polymerase II-specific; cAMP response element binding.